This is a messenger RNA of Vombatus ursinus (common wombat), 3343 nucleotides long. RefSeq names its product glucocorticoid modulatory element binding protein 1 (gene GMEB1). The transcript is spliced from 10 exons. Gene Ontology annotation, cellular component: nucleus. Bases 196 to 1887 code for a protein of 563 amino acids. The record is from RefSeq and is a predicted model, not a curated record. Gene Ontology annotation, molecular function: DNA-binding transcription activator activity, RNA polymerase II-specific; RNA polymerase II cis-regulatory region sequence-specific DNA binding. NCBI's taxonomy places the organism in Eukaryota, Metazoa, Chordata, Mammalia, Diprotodontia, Vombatidae. Gene Ontology annotation, biological process: positive regulation of transcription by RNA polymerase II.
GAACUCUCAUUUGAUCCUCUCAACAACCUUGCCCGAGGAUUCGAACCCAGGCCCUCCGGCUCCAGUGCCAGUGUCCACUUAAGAGUCCAUUCCACCAAGCGGCAGAGAAGCGGGCAGAGGGGCUGCUGGACGACCCCUAUCCCCACCUUCUCUGUCUGGGGAAAAAGUUCUCAGCCUCCCGACUUCAUGUGAAAGAUGGCCAAUGCUGAAGUGAGUGUCCCUGUGGGGGAUGUAGUUGUGGUGCCGACCGAAGGGAACCAGGGGGAGAACCCUGAAGACACCAAAACCCAGGUGAUCUUGCAGUUACAACCUGUGCAGCAAGGGAUUUAUGAAGCGGGGUCGGAGAACAAUGCAGCGGUUGUAGCCGUAGAAACCCACACAAUACACAAAAUUGAAGAAGGGAUUGAUGCUAGCUCCAUAGAAGCAAACGAAGAGAUGGAAAUUGCAUAUCCUAUCACCUGUGGGGAAAGCAAAGCCAUCCUCCUCUGGAAGAAGUUUGUGUGUCCUGGAAUUAAUGUAAAGUGUGUCAAGUUCAAUGAUCAAUUGAUCAGCCCAAAGCAUUUCGUUCACCUGGCUGGCAAGUCCACCCUGAAGGACUGGAAGAGAGCCAUUCGUCUGGGAGGGAUCAUGCUGAGGAAAAUGAUGGACUCUGGGCAGAUUGACUUCUACCAGCAUGACAAGGUUUGCUCCAAUACCUGCAGAAGCACCAAGUUUGACCUCCUGAUCAGCAGUGCCCGAGCUCCCGUGCCGGGGCAGCAGACAAGCGUGGUGCAGACGCCCACUUCGGCUGAUGGGGGAGUCACGCAGAUUGCCAUUUCGGAGGAGAACAUGGAAGAGGCAGGGCUGGAGUGGAACUCGGCUCUCACUGCAGCCGUUACCAUGGCCACUGAGGAAGGGCUGAAGAAGGACCCCGAGGAGAUUUCAGAGGACACCCUGAUGUUCUGGAAGGGCAUAGCUGACGUGGGGCUCAUGGAGGAGGUGGUCUGCAACAUUCAGAAGGAGAUAGAGGAGCUGCUCAGAGGAGUUCAGCAAAGGCUCCUUCAGGCCCCCUUUCAGAUUACAGAUGCUGCUGUCCUCAACAAUGUAGCCCACACCUUUGGCCUGAUGGACACGGUCAAGAGAGUUUUGGACAACAGGAGGAGCCAGACAGAGCAAGGAGAAGAACACUUUCUCUACACUCUGACAGACCUCGAACGCCAGUUGGAAGAGCAGAAGAAACAGGCCCAGGACCACCGGCUGAAGUCUCAGACCGUGCAGAAUGUGGUCCUGAUGCCCAUGAACAAUCCCAAGCCACCGAAGAGGCCCCGCCUCCAGCGCCCCGCCUCCACCACCGUCCUGAGCCCCUCGCCCCCCGUCCAGCAGCCUCAGUUCACCGUCAUCUCGCCCAUCGCCAUAGCACCAAUGGGGCAGUCAUUCUCCGUGGGCAACCUCCCCAUGGCUACCCUCAGCCAGGGCUCCAGCCCUGUGACUGUCCACACACUGCCUUCUGGCUCCCAGCUCUUCCGCUACGCCACCGUCGUCUCUUCUGCCAAGACCAGCUCCCCCGACGCAGUGACCAUCCACCCCUCCUCCAGCCUGGCGCUGCUGAGCUCAGCUGCCAUGCAGGAUGGGGGUGCCUUGGGCAACAUGGCCACCGUGGUGAGCCCUGUGGAGCUGGUGGCCAUGGAGUCCGGCCUGACCUCUGCCAUCCAGGCCGUGGAGAGCACUUCGGAGGACGGGCAGACCAUCAUUGAGAUUGACCCCGCUCCAGACCCCGAGGCUGAGGAGCCGGAGGGCAAAGCCCUCAUCCUGGAGACUGAGCUGAGGACUGAGGAGAAGGUUGUGGCUGAGAUGGAGGAACACCAGCACCAAGUGCACAAUGUGGAGAUUGUGGUCCUCGAGGACUAGCUGGGAGCCUGGGGCCAGGAGACUCCUCCUUUGUUUGGGAUUUUAAUGGUUUGUUCAUUUUUACCACUGUCCUGCUCAUUUCCACAUAGGAUCUUUUUUUUUUUUUUUGGUUUAGUUUUGUUUUUCCAAUUUAAAAAAAAAAAAAAGAAGAAAAAUCUCAGUAAUGUGACUGAACAUGCUGGUCCCCCGUCUUCCCCUCUCCCCCACCAGGUAAGCAGUGGACAAGAUGAGUUGCCCUUAGAGGGGACGGGAAGAGACUACUCUCUUGCCUAGCCUUGCCACCUAGAAAGUUGUUUCAUUUAGAUGACCAGCACUGCUGUCCAGAAGGCUCUUCCCGGGCUGGCCUGUGUAUGAACGUUUUGUAAAGAUGCAGUCUGGAGAGCACGGGGCAUGGGGUGUUUGAUCUUGCCUUUGUUCUUGGGAGGGAAGAGUGGGUCCUCCGAGGGCCAAGGGAAGCCUAGGGAUGUCCAAACUGCUGGUGGGAAAGAGGAGUGUAUCAGCAUCUCUUUCAGUAAGGGAAGGGCUUUGAUUAGGCUCCGGGCAGGAAGGAUGGCUCAAAGGGUGCCCCAGCCCCGGAACCCCAGAGGGCAGCAGCCAAAGGUGUCCGUGGGAAGGGCCGAGGUGGGGGAAUGAGCCCUGGCACAGUGGCCCCAGGUAGGUCCUCGCCACAGGUAAGUAGCACGACAGAGGGCUGACAGCCCCCAGCAGACACCCCGAGCGGGACUCUGAGGAUGGGGCAGCCUUUGGGGGCGGACUCCCAGGGCUGAAUGCUGAGGUGCACAGAUGAUCCUCCUGCCUCUCCCCCCUCCCCAUUCUGUCCAGGGAUUUUGCUUUUUACAGUGGCAUCAGCCCACUUGUCCUGCCCACUCUACAGAUCUCUUUUCCCUCUGGUGCUCGUUUGUUUGUUGGUUAUUUUAUCCUUUCCCUUGUGAGCCCGUGCUCUGAAGCCAUCAUUUUUUUUCAUUGUGUAACUCCAGGAGCAAGAGAAUUCUCCAGAUCAGCUGCUGCUUUGACUUAGAAGCAUUUUUUCCUUUUUUUGGCUUUGGAAUCUAAAGCAGCCGCCCAAUUAUUGGUGCUUCCUCUGAUCCUUAUCAUCAUCCCUAAACCCCAGGUGGCCUCUGUCUUCUUAAAACCAAACCUUUCCAGGCUUUGGUCACCUGUUUGGAGAAGAGCUACAGCCUGCUCUCCCUCUCCUUCCCCUUCAUUUGAGCCCCUCCCCCCAUCGGUCCCCUCCUCAUUUCGUUUACUUCGGAUGCUGCUGCUGCUGCAGCUGCAAGAUAAUGAGCUGGUAGCAGCCUUGGGUCUGGGCUGGAACUGAUGCUGUAGCCGCAGCCCUCGGUAGGCACUGAGCAGAUGUCUCCUCCUGUGUGAGCUGGACUCCCCAGGAAAGAAGCAUUGUCUGUGACAUAUUGUAGGAAAUGUACCGGGAAUGUCAAUAAUAACGUCUCUGGGGGUU